This is a messenger RNA of Mus pahari (shrew mouse), 2828 nucleotides long. It is a transcript of the gene Dok7, whose product is annotated as docking protein 7. Gene Ontology annotation, biological process: positive regulation of protein tyrosine kinase activity; neuromuscular junction development. The coding region runs from base 170 to 1660 and encodes 496 amino acids. The transcript is spliced from 7 exons. Lineage: Eukaryota; Metazoa; Chordata; Mammalia; Rodentia; Muridae. Gene Ontology annotation, molecular function: protein kinase binding. The record is from RefSeq and is a predicted model, not a curated record.
GUCUCCCCCGCAUCCAGGUCCCCGUGUCGCUGCGCCCCGCCCGCUGCGCCGGUCCCGCCCUCCUGGCGCAGCCCAAGGCCCUCCCGGAGCUAUUUUGAAAGUGACCCUGGGCUCGGGCGCCCGGGACGCGUGGAGAGGGCGCAGCGGGCGGCGGGAACCAUGACAGAAGAUGACCGAGGCAGCGCUGGUGGAGGGCCAGUGGAAGAGUAGGUGGCUGGUACUGCGCAAGCCAUCGCCUGUGGCAGACUGCCUGCUGAUGCUGGUCUACAAGGACAAGUGUGAACGCUCCAAGGGCCUUCGGGAGCGUAGCAGCCUCACCCUGGAGGACAUCUGUGGCCUGGAGCCUGCCCUGCCCUAUGAGGGCCUGGCCCACACUCUGGCCAUCAUCUGCCUGUCUCAAGCUGUCAUGCUGGGCUUCGAUAGCCAUGAAGCCAUGUGUGCUUGGGAUACCCGUAUCCGCUACGCCCUGGGCGAGGUGCACAGGUUCCAUGUGACGGUAGCUCCUGGCACCAAACUGGAGAGUGGUCCAGCCACUCUGCACCUCUGCAAUGACAUCCUGGUCCUGGCCAGGGACAUCCCUCCAACCGUCACGGGGCAGUGGAAGCUGUCAGACCUCCGGCGUUACGGGGCUGUGCCGAAUGGAUUCAUCUUCGAAGGCGGGACCAGGUGUGGGUACUGGGCUGGAGUCUUCUUCUUGUCGUCAGCCGAGGGAGAGCAGAUGAGCUUCCUGUUUGACUGCAUUGUCCGAGGCAUCUCCCCGACCAAAGGCCCGUUUGGGCUUCGGCCAGUUCUCCCAGACCCGAGUUCUGGGGGACCCUCAGCCUCAGAAGAGCGUGUUGCCCAGGAAGCACUGGAAGCCCUGCAGCUAGAGAAGAGGCUCAGCCUGCUUUCACACUCUGGCCGGCCAGGCAGUGGAGGGGAUGACCGAAGUCUAUCCAGUUCCUCUUCUGAGGCCAGCCACUCAGACAUCAGCGCCAGCAGCCGGCUCACUGCAUGGCCGGAGCAGUCCUCGUCCUCAGCCGGCACAUCACAAGAAGGACCAGGGCUGGUGGCUGCCCAGGGCCCAGGAGAAGCCAUGCUGGGAGCCUCGAGGCCACCCCUUAAGCCGCUGCGGCCUCGGCAGUUACAGGAGGUUGGCCGCCAGAGCUCCUCUGACAGUGGCAUCGCCACAGGCAGCCACUCCUCCUACUCCGGCAGCUUCUCCUCCUAUGCCGGCAGCAACCUGGACGUGUGGCGGGCCGGCGAGGAAUUCGGUUCUCUGCUCAGCCUGCCGCCCGGAGCCAGCGCACCUGAGCCCAGACUGUGUGCCUGCCCACCUGGGGCGGCCGAGUACCAGGUGCCCACGUCACUGCGACACCACUAUGACACACCUCGAAGCCUGCGCCAGGCCCCCAGAGACCCAAGCCCAGCUUCUCAGGGCAGCUCUGACCACGGUUCGGCCACAGACUUGGGUGGUCAGGCGCCCACGGGGUGUCCCUCCAGUUGGCUGGGAGCUCGCCGACGGGGACAGGCAACGGACAGCCCAGGCAGUGAUGCUGUGCUGCCCGGUCCAUCCCCUGGCGAGUCCUGGGAAGCAGGCAGCCCCCAUGCAGGACCACCUCCAGCUUUCUUUUUGUCAUGUUCAAUCUGUGGCGGACUCAAGGUAAAGCCCCCUCCCUGAGAUAACAGGCUGGCAACUACUGGAUCCGCCCUUCCAGACAGGGGAGGAGGGGCCCUAGCCUCUUUGCAGAGGAGAUGCUCUGUGCUGUUUUGAGAAGCCACCAGACCUGUAGCAAGGGCCUCAGGGGCAGGGUGACAAACACAGGGCUGUCCUUCCCAGGUGGCUGCCAGUGCUGGAGGCAGGUCAGGCUGAGGUCAGGAGAGCCCCUGAUCCUGCUUUUCCAGGAUCUUCUCACGCAUGGCCUGGAUCAGGCAGAAGGCUGCGUGCCAUGGGCUCCGGCAACAUGUUGAUUGCACUGCUGGGGGCAGAAGAUCUCCGUAGCUGGGGUCAGUUCUCAGUGACUAGGCUUGGCCUGGACCACUGCCCUCUUCCCCUCUGUCACUGGCCAUUUCUGACCUCCUAUCCAAAAUCAAAUCUACCACGGCUCAGCUCCUCUAGAUCCCCUAGUCUGUGCGCCAGCGGGUCUGUGUGUGUAUCCCAUCGGUCGGGCACAGUCUCUAUGCGAUCUGCUUUACACGGCGCCCCGCGGCACCCACAGGUGGGAUCAGUGUCCCAUCCCACGGGGAGGAAACUGACGCUCAGGAGGCUCCACAACUUGCGGGGUCUGUGACAUUGACACCCACCCCCACCCACACACACACACAGAUCAGUCUGCUCCUGGGCCCCUGGAGGGCUCUGAGAAGAGGGCUGCCUGACGGGAGUGUGCAUCACCCCACCCCCAUCCCCCAGAGGCUGAGUGUGCCCAGUGUCCUGAGAUCAGUUGGCUGGAGGUUCUCUUGCAGAACCUUGCAGUUGUGCUCCCCUGUGUGCCUCCUUGCUGGGACCAGGAAGCUGGUGGCAGGACCAUGUGGAAGAAAUGAGGAGGAGGGCUCUGGCCCUGCCCACAGGUCACCCUGGCUCUGUGCUCGGGUGUCCACCCACCCCGGGUUGUGUGCUCCCUUGCACAGAGCAGAGGUGCUCCGCUUCCCUGUGUCAGGGGGUUGGUGUGGCUGUGCCCACCCUUUCUGCAUCCCUCCAUUGGCACCUACAGUUCCGAUCUGGCAGGCCAACUCACCUGUAAAUGCCUCGGCCUGUACCUGCACUGCGGCCAACCAUGUUGCUCUAUUGCGGUUUUUAAAAUCUGUUUGUAAUACGUUCUCAGACUGGAAAUAAAGUUAUCUUUUCUUAC